CCAUCCUAAAAACAUCUCACUGUAACGGGCAGGAAAACAAAACAAAAUUUGUGAAAUAGUUAAUAUAAUAAUAAGAAUAAGUAUGACUUGCAAUUUUAACUUUUUCCAUCGAAUUUCUACAGAAAUUGAUUAAUAAGAAAGCUAUAAGCGUUGUAAAAAUGCCCCACGAUCAUCGCAAAGAACGAAAAAUAUUACCGCCCUUGUCACCCGGACCCGUACUUGACAUUUCGGAUGACGAGCUCGUUACAAUCUCCGUACGCGAUUUGAACAGGCAACUCAAGCUGAGAGGUCUGACGAGGGAAGAAAUUGUUCGUAUGAAACAACGAAGACGAACGUUAAAGAAUCGUGGUUACGCUGCAUCGUGUAGGAUCAAACGUAUAGAGCAAAAGGACGAGUUGGAAACGGAAAAGACGCAAGAGUGGAAAGACAUCGAGGUAAUGCACGACGAUCUGCAAGAGAUGAAAAACGAAGUUAAUAUACUCAAAAAUCGAUUCGAGGCCUUAAAAAAGUUCGCGUUGAAUAAUAAAAUACCAAUACCUCCAGACCUACAGACAUUAUAGGCGCAUCAUUGUGAAUACCCGUUUUACAUUCCUUUGUUUUAUUGAACUGUGAAUUUAGCACGAGAGCACUGUACAUACAAUUUUAAUAUUACUGGACUUCCGUAGCAAUUAAAAAAAAUAAAUUAGUGCAUACAUUACGACGGAUCA
Messenger RNA from Photinus pyralis (common eastern firefly), 707 nucleotides. RefSeq names its product transcription factor MafK (gene maf-S). The transcript is spliced from 2 exons. Gene Ontology annotation, cellular component: nucleus. Bases 159 to 560 code for a protein of 133 amino acids. The record is from RefSeq and is a predicted model, not a curated record. Gene Ontology annotation, molecular function: DNA-binding transcription factor activity, RNA polymerase II-specific; RNA polymerase II cis-regulatory region sequence-specific DNA binding. Gene Ontology annotation, biological process: regulation of transcription by RNA polymerase II. Lineage: Eukaryota; Metazoa; Arthropoda; Insecta; Coleoptera; Lampyridae.